GAGAAGCUCCAGCUCAGCUCAAGCAGCCCAACAGUUCAUUUUGCACAGCACUGGACACUUAAGCUGUUUUGUGGUUACUUUGCACAGUUCAUUUUUCUUUAUCUAUUACGCUCAGUUUGGAAAAUAUUCUUACUCCCUAUUCAUAUUGUUAAUACUUCUGUUUCCAAUUGUAUUGUGUACCAUUGCUGAGAGUUUCUCAUCAUAUCUCGUUAUACAAGUAUCUUUACUGUAUAAUGACAAUGACGUUUCAUUCCAUUUCAGGUAAAAAAGAAGAAAAGGGAUGAGGCCCUCAUCAAGGAAAAGAUGCAGCGUACAUUCUCCCUCAGGAGACAGGAGGUUCUCCAGGAGCCAAAGAUUCCAGAGUUUUUCAAUAAAUGGCCAGCACUCUUUGACGUCAUUGAGAUCAACUUGGAGUUUAUGCGGCUGACAACUGUACCACUGACCUUAACAUUUUUGAGGGAACUGGACCGCCUGACCGGCGACCUGAUCAGGGUUUUCAACACUAAAGGGGGAGCUGCAGGGGAAAAAAUCGGAGCCAUGAUGGCAAAGAUGGAGAAUAAUCAAGACAUCAACGUGAGGCGUGAUUGCGUUUUGAGAUGUCUCAGCAUCUACCUCUGUGAAGACCUGGACACAUUGGUCAAAGAAUACGUGGAAGUAAAUCCAAAUGGUCCGGAGGGGCCUGAGGUGAAGAGACGGGUCCUGGCACCUAAGCGUCUCCCAUCUGCCAGCAACAAUUCUGCCCCAAACACGAAGGAUGCAUGUUGUGGACUCUCAGCUUAUGAGCUCCAACGCCUGAAGAACAUCGGGGAGAGGGAAGCCUUCUUUUCGUCCUUGAUGUUAUUGCAAGCAGCUGAGGAUCUGAGGCAGACUAUAAAGCCAAAGCCGGAUGUGAAGAGGUCAAAUGCUUCGUUGGAUAAAGUGCAGUCUCUUCUGUCUUCCCGGAAAUCCUUGCGUCUUAAGGAAGCACAAAACCUUAGCCUCAGAGUAGGACGAACCUAUGAACAUGACAUCGAAUGCAGUGAGGCCGAGGCAGAUGUCGCAGGGACAACCAUGGCAAUCUACACCGUUCAAGCUGAGGGUGAUGAUCAUGAUGGUCCUGGUGGACUCUUUGCAGAUGUCGGUAUGGUCCUGGAAGGGGUCCAAGUUCUCAACAACCUCCAAAGUAUCAACCAUGCAUGCAUAAUGCUUUAUGGGUUGGUCUAUGCUCUUAAUUUGAGCUAUCCAAAAAACUUGAAGUAUACAUUCGAAGCUUACCAGAAGAUCCUGAUGGACCUGGAAUCGUCCAAGCCUUCAGCCAAAGUACGAGCACUGAAACUCAAAUUGCUCAGGUGACUCUUUUUUUGGGGUGGGGUGGUGAUGGGAGGAGGAAGUACAGGAAGAGACCUAUGUUCUACUACUAUAUGUUUAAUGUUGUUGAGCCUGAAGAGUUUGUUCUGUCCUUUCAUAUCCCAUUACUGCGAUCGUUCCAGCAGAUACAGAUGUAAGGAAUGUUGUUGAGCCUGUAGUUUGUUUGUUUGUUCUAGAUCUAGAAAAAAGAGCAGGUCCUUUACUGCCAUUGUUGGAGCAGAUACUAACUUGCCUCUGUUCUAUUGCAAUUACAAAACAUGUUUCAUGUUCCAUCUAUAGCAGUAGAUUACUUGGUUGAAGAGCUACACUACCUGCUGAGUACAGUGUCUGUGUGAAGAGAAGCGUUAAUAAAUUAGUUGAAUCAACAA
This is a messenger RNA of Pleuronectes platessa (European plaice), 1715 nucleotides long. RefSeq lists its product as uncharacterized. Bases 304 to 1332 code for a protein of 342 amino acids. Lineage: Eukaryota; Metazoa; Chordata; Actinopteri; Pleuronectiformes; Pleuronectidae. The transcript is spliced from 8 exons. The record is from RefSeq and is a predicted model, not a curated record.